AAAAAGCAUGCCUGAUAUUCCACAGACACUAAUACCAGCUUCCUGCAGAGAUCUUCAACUGGGUCACCAGGGACUUAUUUUGGAGACCAAUAGAAAACUGCCACAUCACAGGUGGUGCUUUUGUGAGAGUCCUGCUCACCUAGUCCCAGGGCCCCCCCAAAGGGAAACCCUUACAAGGAUUAACCCAGUGACCCACAGGAGGAAGUGAGAUUCUUGGAAUGUGCAGCCCGUUACGCGGGGGACUGUGGUUGUGUAACAGAGAAAGAACAGCCCGGACAGGGGAGGGGGGCGUGUCCUCACGGGCACCGGGGGUGUGGCCUCCCUGACAGCACAAAGGAGAGCCAUAUAAGCUGAGCAGCCAGACACUGGAGCAGCAGACACACACCUGUCAGCCUUGCCCACAGGAGCAGCAGCCAGCAGGGACCUACACACCCAACCCGUGCCCUUUGGAAUAACUUUACUGCACCUGAGAAAACCCCACAAUGGCUCUGCCUCUCCACACACUGCUGGGUCUCUCCGUCACACUCUGUGUCUGUCUGCGGGAAGGGUCUGGUCUCCCGUUGUCAGGACAGGCGGAGCUCAGUGCUGUCUCCGCCCUUCGCCAUGGCAACGCUGGGCAGCACCGCGUUCGAUCCAAACGCUGCUCCUGCAACAACCAGCAGGACUCAGAGUGCCACUACUUCUGUCACCUGGACAUCAUCUGGGUGAACACGCCCAGUAAGAUGACCGUAUAUGGGCUGGGCAGUCCCCUCUCUCGCCGGCGCCGCUCUACUGGUCGUUGUGCUUGUGCCAGUGCUGAUGACCUCACCUGCAGCUCCUUCUGCCACAACAGCUCCCAGAAUUCCGCCCUGGUGCUGGUGAACCCCUCGCCCCCGUCCCAGCGCCCCCCGAACGGGAAGACCUCUGACCUGCUGGCAUCCCUCCGGUCCGUGGUCCGAGCCAACCAGCUGGUGGUCGAGCUGGGCGUGCCCCCCCGGAAGAGGCGGUCCUGGACCCACGGGCCGCGGAACAGAUAGAGGGCUGGAGGGGGGACGCCGUCAGCUGUGCGUGAGCACCUGAACAAAGGGGGGGGGGCAGACCCCCCCGGAGCCCGACCGGGCCAACCGAGCAAACCAAGAACCGGGGAGACCGGACUGUACAGGAGGGGGGGGCCCUCACCUCCGCCACUCGCCCCCCCAGCUUCACCCCCCCCACACUCACUGGCCAUCAAGAGACCGGAUCUGUGACUAUUACUGGGGGGUCCCACCACUGACCCAACACCAAAAGUCCAAAACGGGUUCCCAUCCUGCCAUUUCCGUCUGGAGAACAUGACUGAGAGGCAGAGCUUCCAGAUCCUUCUGUGGGACUGGACCAGACUGUCCGUGCGUGCGCCCCACACUCAUGGAAAAUGGGGGGUGGGAGGGUGGGGGUGGUUACGCCACCCAGAGUGAGCGUUUAACUCAAAAGAGGGGCAGCAAAAAGGCUCCCCUCCCUGGAGGCGAUGAAGCUCGCGGAAGAAGCGUGAUGCUGAAGCGUUACUGCUUCCUGGAGCCAAAAUGGCGCCCUUUAGCCUGCGCUACGCCGCUAACUGCAGCCUUGCCGAAGCAGAUCACUGAUGACAUUAGGAAAAAAGGCUAAUUAAUAACAUCACUUUGAUAUUUUAUUCCUCAGAGACUGGGAUAUCUUACCCAGAAGAGAGCAAAACAUAUCAGGUUUAUUUAUUUCAUAAAUGAGCACUUUGCUUACAGUAGUCAUAUCUCAGUGCUGUGUCACUGGUGUUCUGCUCAGCUCUGUUUUCACCCAAACUGCCGGUGAAUCAGAGAACCGAGAGACUGAGUAAUCUGCUGGGAGUGUCAGUCUGACGCAGUGUGGUUGGGGUUAGGGUUAG
This is a messenger RNA of Anguilla anguilla (European eel), 1867 nucleotides long. Its product is annotated as endothelin-2. Gene Ontology annotation, cellular component: extracellular region. The transcript is spliced from 7 exons. Gene Ontology annotation, biological process: regulation of vasoconstriction; regulation of systemic arterial blood pressure by endothelin; intracellular calcium ion homeostasis. The record is from RefSeq and is a predicted model, not a curated record. The coding region runs from base 483 to 1016 and encodes 177 amino acids. Gene Ontology annotation, molecular function: endothelin B receptor binding; hormone activity. Lineage: Eukaryota; Metazoa; Chordata; Actinopteri; Anguilliformes; Anguillidae.